GAAUGUUUUCAUAAGUGGCGACAUCAACAUAACCUGUCUUGCCGCCGGUUGAUGUGUGUUAACAAAUAAUAAUAUUUUCAAAUAAACUUUAGUAAUUGAAUAUAUGUUACAAGUUUAAGUUAAUAAUUAAAUUAAAUCAUGACUACUAAUCCGCGUAAAGGUACCGAACCGGCACCUAUGGAAGAAAGUGAUCAACUGACCAUAAGGCCAUUAGGUGCUGGUCAGGAAGUAGGCAGAUCAUGCAUUAUGUUAGAGUUUAAAGGGAAAAAAAUUAUGCUGGACUGUGGUAUUCACCCAGGGCUGUCGGGGAUGGAUGCGCUCCCAUUCGUAGAUUUAAUAGAAGCAGACGAAGUUGAUUUAUUAUUAAUUUCACAUUUCCAUUUAGACCACAGCGGAGCUCUGCCAUGGUUCUUAACUAAGACUUCUUUCAAAGGCAGAGUGUUUAUGACUCACGCCACAAAAGCCAUCUACAGGUGGCUUGUGUCCGAUUACAUCAAAGUUAGCAACAUCUCGACGGAGCAGAUGCUGUACACGGAGUCGGACCUGGAGGGCUCCAUGGACCGCAUCGAGACCGUGAACUUCCACGAGGAGCGCGACGUGCGCGGCGUGCGCUUCUGGGCCUACAACGCCGGCCACGUGCUGGGCGCCGCCAUGUUCAUGAUCGAGAUCGCCGGCGUCAAGGUUUUGUAUACCGGUGACUUCUCUCGACAAGAAGACAGACAUUUGAUGGCAGCAGAAAUCCCUACAGUGCAUCCCGAUGUACUUAUUACUGAGUCGACGUACGGCACUCACAUCCACGAGAAGCGCGAGGAGCGCGAGUCGCGCUUCACCGGGCUGGUGUCGGACAUCGUGCAGCGCGGCGGCCGCUGCCUCAUCCCCGUGUUCGCGCUGGGCCGCGCGCAGGAGCUGCUGCUCAUACUGGACGAGUACUGGUCUCUCCACCCCGAACUGCAAGACAUUCCUAUCUACUAUGCGUCAUCUCUCGCUAAGAAGUGUAUGGCGGUAUACCAGACUUACGUGAACGCUAUGAAUGAUCGCAUCCGGCGGCAAAUAGCCGUCAACAACCCGUUCGUGUUCCGGCAUAUAUCCAACUUGAAGGGUAUAGAUCACUUUGAAGACAUAGGUCCAUGUGUGAUCAUGGCGUCGCCGGGUAUGAUGCAAUCUGGUCUAUCCAGGGAGCUCUUCGAGUCCUGGUGUACCGACCCCAAGAAUGGAGUUAUUAUAGCUGGUUAUUGUGUGGAGGGAACGUUAGCUAAGACAAUCUUGUCGGAGCCCGAAGAGAUCACGUCGAUGUCGGGUCAGAAGCUUCCGCUCAAGAUGUCCGUGGACUACAUCUCGUUCUCAGCUCACACGGACUAUCAACAGACUUCUGAGUUCAUUAACAUCCUGAAACCACCCCAUGUCGUGCUGGUGCACGGCGAACAGAACGAGAUGUCGCGGCUGAAGGCGGCGCUGCAGCGCGAGCACCGCGGCCGCCUGCAGCUGCACACGCCGCGCAACACGCAGCUGCUGUCGCUCAUCUUCCGCGGCGACCGCACCGCCAAGGUGAUGGGAUCGCUGGCUAUGGAGCCGCCGGUGCCGGGACGACCGCUGCAGGGUAUUUUGGUGAAGAGGAACUUCAAUUACCACAUCUUGGCUCCUUCAGAUCUCAAUAAGUACACGGAGCUGUCGCAGUCGGGCGUGCAGCAGCGCGUGUGCGCGCACUUCCCGGGCGGCGCGGCGCAGCUGCGGCACGCCGUGCUGCGCGUGGCGGCGCCCGUGGCCUUCCUCAGCGAGGCGCGCUGGCGCCUGUACGGCUGCCUCGACCUGGCGCUCGACCUGCCGCUCGUCACGCUCGAGUGGCAGGCGCAGCCGGUGGCCGACAUGUUCGCGGACGCGGUGCUGGCGGCGCUGCUGGGCGCUUCGGCCACCGCGCCCGCACACCCGCCACUAGCUCCGAAACUCGACCGCAUGCACUUUAAGGAGUGCGUGAUCGAGAUGUUCCAGGAGAUGUUCGGCGAGGACGCCGUGCCCAAGAUGUUCAAGGGUGACAAGUUGUAUGUGGAGGUGGCGGGCAAGAAAGCUCAUGUAGAUCUUCUGGCUAUAGAGGUGACAUGUCCCGAAGACGAAGGGUUAGAGCGAAGCGCGCAGGCGGCGCUCAGUAAGCUGUACGCGGCGCUGGCCCCCGUGCGGCCGCCGCCUGUACCUGCCGACGAGCCCGGCCUGGAACCGGCACCUGCACCUGCACCUGUACCUCCGCCUGCACCUGUACCUGCACCCGAGACCGCCUGACCGCACGCGACCCCGUGGGACGAGCCCGAGUGAUCGUGAUGAACUGUAUUAAGAACUAAUUAGUGAUGUGUUGUGUAUGGACUUAUUUGUCUUUUAUAAAAGAUCUAAUAAUGUUGUGUAGCACUUGGACUUACCUAAAGUUUGGGUAGAUGAGAUGAGAUGGGAGUUUAUUGUAAUACUUAAAAUGUGUAAGUGUUAUUUUUAUAAGUGUAAUAAAUUAUGAGUGUAGAGUGUAAUUAAUUAAAAA
Messenger RNA from Melitaea cinxia (Glanville fritillary), 2518 nucleotides. RefSeq names its product cleavage and polyadenylation specificity factor 73 (gene Cpsf73). The transcript has 16 exons. Gene Ontology annotation, molecular function: RNA endonuclease activity; 5'-3' exonuclease activity; RNA binding. NCBI's taxonomy places the organism in Eukaryota, Metazoa, Arthropoda, Insecta, Lepidoptera, Nymphalidae. Gene Ontology annotation, cellular component: mRNA cleavage and polyadenylation specificity factor complex. The coding region runs from base 139 to 2271 and encodes 710 amino acids. The record is from RefSeq and is a predicted model, not a curated record. Gene Ontology annotation, biological process: mRNA 3'-end processing by stem-loop binding and cleavage.